Molecule: messenger RNA, 1946 nt
Organism: Pipra filicauda (Wire-tailed manakin)
Lineage: Eukaryota; Metazoa; Chordata; Aves; Passeriformes; Pipridae
Gene: RPL7L1
Product: ribosomal protein L7 like 1
Exons: 11
Coding region: 535-1326 (263 amino acids)
Biological process (GO): maturation of LSU-rRNA from tricistronic rRNA transcript (SSU-rRNA, 5.8S rRNA, LSU-rRNA)
Cellular component (GO): cytosolic large ribosomal subunit
Molecular function (GO): RNA binding; structural constituent of ribosome
Source: RefSeq, a predicted model, not a curated record
GUAGAUCAUUCAGUUGAACUGCACCGGUUACUCAGCUAACACAAGCCACAAAGCUUCAGUUCACUGGGAUCUGACCUGCUCUGAAUAACAUGUUUUGAUCCAGCAUAAGCUAAGACAACUUUAAUAAGGCCAGAGGCUUUUCAAGGCAUCCAGAAGCAGCCCACAGGAAUUUUGAGAGUGGAGCUGAAUGAAGCCAUGGAGAUGAGUCAGAAUUUCAUGAACCUACUGGAUGGAUGUGAGGAGCUAAAGCCAGGUUGCUGUUAAACUAUAUCUUAAGAGGGAGCAGACCGCGAACACGACCCCAUCGGAGGGAACGGCAUCCCUUAGCGUGAGGCUCUGGCACCACCUGCGGGCGACCCGGCUGUCCACAACGCGUGUGUCCCAGCGCCCCUUCCCUCCGAGGCUCCCGGCGUGCGGACCGACACGGCCCAGCGCACGGCUGGACAGCAGCGCGCCCCUUCCCGUCCGGCACAGCCGCCCCGCAGCGCUCCGGGAUCCCCGGGCAAGGCGAGGGGCACCUGAGGGGGAGCGGCCAUGUCGCGCCCCGCCCCGGCGCAUGCGCGGCGGCACCCCGGGAAGAUGGCGGAGGCCGAGGAGCCGAGGCGGCGGAUCCCGCUGGUGCCGGAGAACUUGCUGAAGAAGAGGAAGGCGUACCUGGCCAUCAAGGCCACCCAGGCCAAGCAGGCGCUGCUUAACAAGCGCAAGCAGCAGAAGGGGAAACAAAUCCAGUUCAGACGCCUUGAGACUUUUGUUCGGGAUUCGUGGCGCAAACGCCGCGAUGACAGCCGGCUGAGGCGCAUGGAGCAGAGACCCGGGCAGGCGGCGGCACCUCGGGAGCACAAACUGGCCUUCGUUGUGCGGAUUGUGGAUAUUAAGGGAGUGACCAGGAGGGUAAAAAGAGUGAUGGAGUUGCUUCGGCUGAGAAAGAAUUUCACCGGGAUAUUUGUUAAACUGACCCCGUUAACCCUGAAGUUGCUGCGGGUCGUGGACCCUUACGUGGCAUGGGGACACCCAAACCUGAAAUCUGUACGAGAGCUCAUCCUGAAACGGGGCCAGGCCAAGAUCAAUAAGAAGAGGAUGCCUCUGACAGACAAUAUGCUGAUAGAGGAACAUUUAGGGGGCUGUGGUAUUAUUUGCCUGGAAGACCUUAUUCAUGAAAUCUACUCAACUGGGAGGUAUUUCAAUAAAGUCACAAAGUUUCUGUGGCCAUUCCACCUGUCGGUGGCUCGCCACGCGUCACGUAACAGAGUGGGUUUCCUCAAGGAAAUGGGAAAGCCUGGCUACAGAGGGGAAGCCAUCAACCAGCUCAUACGUCAGCUCAACUAGUCAGGGUCUUUGUGAAAACUUCAGGAUUUAUAACCUGUUCCUUUUCACAUGUACCUCUAGUGGACAUUAUCUGUAUGCAAGGAUCUCUCUUGACUGUUGGUGCCUCUAUAAAAAGAAGAAACACAGAGAUGAUGAUGGAGAUGGACUUUAGCUGGUCCUGGUCCUUCUUACAAGAAGAUAUAUACUAUUGGAUACAAGAAUGAGCUUCCUUGAGAAAUUUGACUUUUGCAUCUCUGUUAAACAAGGUUUUUUAUGCUCACUACUGCAGACUUCACUCCUUGAAGUGCACCUGCUUCUGGGUGUGAAGGGGUAGUGCAGUCACCUGUUUAAGAAUAGGCAGCACAGGCAGAAGAAAACAUCAGGUUUCUCUGUUACUGCAGUGCCACCCCUUAUAGUGAAUAAUAUAAUUUUUUAGUUACCUAGAUUGUAUUUAUUUGAAAAAAAAGAAAAGACAUGGUUUUGUGCUACCGAUUUACAGAAUCACUUUUCACUUCUGCUAGAUUGGGACUGCUGGAAAGAAUUAUUUCCUGGUAGGAAAGCCCAGAAGGUUUGUAAUACAGCGGUGGGGUACAUGUAGUCAAAUGUUUUUUAAAUAAACUUCUGGAAUUAUAUUAUUAUAA